CGAAAUCCACUUCCCUUUGCCGCUGAAAGAGGCUACAAAGGAGCAAUACAACUUUUGAUCGAGCGCGGUAUAAGCAUAGACCAAACCUCUAAUGUUGAUGCCACCGGCCCAACUGCAUUAGUGCUCGCCACAACCUCGGGCCAUAAAGAUAUGGCAUCUUUUCUUAUUGAACAUGGCGCUAAUAUUGAAGCAGUGGAUGAGCAU
Messenger RNA from Trichoderma atroviride IMI 206040, 204 nucleotides. Lineage: Eukaryota; Fungi; Ascomycota; Sordariomycetes; Hypocreales; Hypocreaceae. The record is from RefSeq and is a predicted model, not a curated record.